AUGAAUCAACCAUCGUAUACACUGAAGUCACUUAGUUCAAAUCCAGGAUUACCAGGUAUAGUGGGCUCUUCAAACCCAUCGAGUCGUAGAGCGCAUUCAUAUGAUAUGAAUUUAGAGAAACAAGGCUUAGUUGAUUAUAACAGCCUUCUAGCUGCAGCCGGUGUUGGUGGUGCAAAUCCAUCAAUCUAUGGUUAUUCAACUAAUCCAUUACUAGAGUACAGUGGCAAUUUAGGCAUGCCAACAUUCUCCACAUUUGCUGGAUUAGAUUAUGGUGCAUUACAAAGACCCGCAGUUUACCCAGCCUUGACACCACAAGGACAACCAGGAUUACCAACUGGAUUAAUUGCUCACAAUCCAACUACAGAUGUUGCUACACUACAAAGAGAAUGUGUACGAUUACAGCAAGAAUUACAUGUAACUAGGGAGAAGUUGAACGCUUGCACGAUUAGUAUACGUACUUUCUGGAGUCCAGAGUUGAAACGAGAAAGAGCAAUGCGUAAAGAAGAGAAUGCUAAGUACGCUAUAUUAGCUGAUCAUUUGCAUCAGUUGCAACUGGAAAAGCAAACAAUGCUGGAAACGCUGCAUAAUAUGGAGUCAGAUCUACGUCAGGAACGCGAUAAACGUAAUCGAAGUCGUUUUGCAGGCACUGGCGACUCUGAUGGCUUAAAUGAACUAGACUUAGCUAAACGUCAAAUAGAUGAACUGACACUAGAGAAUCGUCAGCUUAAAAAGUCCAUGGAAGAUGCUGAUAGACGUACUGCGAACCUAAAGGCUAGUUUGAAUGCUACAGAAGACAGUCUACGUCGACUAGUUGAUGCUGUAAAAGCAGGUAAAUCUUCAAGUGUCAGUGGUGAGACUGGGACAGCUGCAACUGUAACUGGAGGUGGAGAUAGUUUAGCACAAACUGGAGAUCAAACUUCCAUACCUACCAUUAAUUUAGAUCGCAUUGAAGCAGAUAGAAUAGAGAUCUCUCGUUUAAGAAAUCAGCUGAAUGAGGCUACCUCUAGAAGAAGUGAAGCAGAACGUCAGUUGUUGGAAAGAAAUUUUGAACUAUCUCGAUUAAAAGAGGAUUUUGAUGGCCUGUUGCAAGAGCAUAGACAACUUAGACAAGAGUGUGAAACUCUGAGACAUGAUACACGACAAACUCAAACUUUGCAAUCUUUGGUUGAUACAAAAGAAUCGAAAAUUUUAACACUAGAAAAUGAAAUACGCCUUUUGGAGGAUGAAAUCACUCGUCUUCGUGAUGAUGGUCUCAUUACACCGAAUACAUCAACUAGCAGUGGAAUAGAUGAUUUGGAUAAAACUUUACAAGUUUUUCGAAGUAAUGAACGCAUAUUAAAAUCAAAGAUUGAAAUGUUAAACAGUGAGAUAUCAAAACGUGAAUGCGAACUGUACACUCUACAGUCACGUUUAGAGAUGGUCGAUAAACAACAACAGGAUCAAACUCAUCAUAUCAAUGUGCUGAAAGAGCAAGUGAACACACGGGAACACAAAAUCUCCAUGUUGACAGCAGAUGCUGAAGAUUUUCGUAAAAGAAUCAAAGAGAAAGAGAGUCUUCUUGAAAAGAAAACAAAAGCAUUAAACACAGCACAAUCAGCAAAACGUCAAACUGAACACGAAUUAACUGAACUCAAAGAUCAAAUGGAUAUGAAGGAUAGGAAGAUAUCAUUAUUACAAAGAAAGAUUGAGAAUGUAGAAGACCUACUGAAUGACAAAGAGACACAAUUAGCAACAGCACAAGCUCGCCUCACUCGCAUAAGUACAGAACGUGUCAGUACAGAUGGCAGUCGUAUUGGAUGGGAGGAAACACUAAAGGAUAAAGAUCGUCAGAUUGAACGUUUGAUAGAAGCUCGACAAAGAAGUGAGUCAGAAAUUGCUGAGGAACUAGAAACACAGAAACGUUUGAAUAAUGAUUUAAGAAAUCGUUUAGACUCUUUACAAAAAGAAUUGGAUGAAAAGGCAACACAACUGUUAGAAAUACGUGAUGAAACAAGCGAUUAUCGUACAGCACGUUUUAAAAUGGAAGCUGAAAUUAGUCAACUGCAAACUCAUUUGAGUCAACGGAAUUCAGAGGUGACUACACUGCAAAUGGAGAAACAACUUCUUCAGAAACAGAUAACCACUGAAUCAGACAUGAAGUUCAUACAGCGAACAGCAGAAUUAGAAGGUCAAUUGAAUCACUACAUAGAAACUUCAUCUAAACUUCAAGCAGAAGUUGAUCGUCUACUUCGAACAAUUGACACUGAGAAAUUUGAUAAAGAAAAUCAGCUACAUGAAUUAAAGGAAGAACUUCGUGAAGCACAAAAUAAUUUGAAUAGUUUAAAACGAAAUCAGCAAACAGAACGGAAAAAAUUGACUCAACAGCUUGAGGAAUCAAGGCAAAGAGAAGAAAAUGCUCAGUCGGAUACUGAGAUCCUGAAGAGUAUCAUGUCAGAAAAAGAUGGCAGAAUUCGUGAACUUGAACAGGCCCUACGAGAAAGUGUACGCUUAACAGCGGAGCGCGAAAUUUACGCCUCUGGACGGGAUGAUGAAACGAGACACUUAGAACAACAGGUGCGGGACUUAAGAAGUAAUCUGGAACACUUCCAACGUGAAAGGAAUAAUCUUUCAGCUCAGUUGGCUUCAGCUCAAGAGGAAUUAAGUGAUCGUGAAAAUCAGUUGAAAACUCUUGAACAGGAAUGUUUCCGGAACUAUUUGCCUGAACUUGAAAAAUUGCGACGCUCUAAUCAUGAAGCUAAUUUGCGUGUGGCAGCCAUGACUAAACUAUCACAAGGACGUGAACACACGUUGACUGAUCAGGAUCGGGCUGUCUUAUCAACGAUUCCACUCUUCCCGAAUGUGUUACCCCAUGGUAGUUGGUCUGGAAUGUCUGGUGGUUUAGAAAAUAUUGGUUCUUCUUCAGUUCCUGGAAGGUCUGGAUACUUAGCUCCAUAUCAUACUGGCACUGGUGGUUCUUUAUCACCACAUUUAGCUGGAAGUGCAUUCCAGCUAAUAGGGAAUGCUUCGUCUGGUUUAGGUGCAUUUGGUGGUAGAGCUUCAGUACCAGGUCAACCUUUGGCUAGCCCAGAUGUCGUUAUGUUAAACAAACUGCUACAAGAAAAGGAAAACAUGCUUCAACAACAUUUACAAGAAUUAACUCGACUGCGAUUCCAAAACUCAGAACUUGAGAUCCGUUUGAAAGCUACACAAAGAGAGUUAGACACGAAAGCUACUAGACUGAAUGUUCUUGAAGCCGCUCAGUAUACAUCAUCCACUGGGUUGCAUGAUUUGGGCACACGAUCACCGUCGAGUAAUCAGUUAUCCAAAGAAUUGGCACAGUUACGCAAAACGAAUCAAGAGCUGAGUGUGAAAUUCAACCAGUUACAAAUGGAAUUGGAUGAACGGGCACAUGGUGGCGAGUCAGUUACUGCUUCUGCUUACGAUCGACUGAAGUCAUCAACAGGAUUUCAUACAUCAGAUUUUACAGAAAUGGCUACUCUCAGACGAGAACUUGCUUCAGCUAAAGCGGAACGUGAAGUAGAGGUUGCCAGUUUAAGCAGUCAGAUGGAGUUAAUCAAACGAGAAAGAGAUGACUUAAACGAAAAAUUAGGUGAAAGUAAAUCUAAUCUUACUGAGAAGAUUAAUCAACUGAGAACAAUAGAAGCAGAGAAAGACAAAUUAAUCUUGGAGAAGGAUGGUCUGCAGAAGAAGUAUGAAUCAGUUUUAAACCAGCUAAGCGAGAAGACUGAAAAACUCAGACAACUGGAACAGGAUUGUGCGAAAUCGCAUAUUGAAGAAAUAAAACGACAAAAAGCUGAUCUUGAUGAUUUUAAACAUCAUGUUGGUUACCUACAGAAUACAAUUAAAGAACGUGAAACUCGUAUUGAGUCCAUUGAAAAAGAUUCCUUUAAACUUCGAGAUGAACUAAUGAAUGUGCGUAAACAAUUGGCAACAGCUGAGGCUGAAGUGAAAAGUUUACGUGAUGAUGCAGUUUAUCGAGAAGAAAGAAUUAGACAAAUGCAAAGUCAAUAUACGGAAGAAAUUACUCGACUACGCAGUACUAAUCAAGAACAAGUGACACAUAUUGGACAUUUGGAAAUGAAAUUAGACGAAAAAGGACAUCAAAUAAAAAGUCAAACAAGUGAAAUUCGUUGUCAAGCCGAUGAAAUUACCCGCCUACAGUCUACUAUAGAAGAAACAAAUAAUCGACUAUCUAUUGGUCAAAAACGUGCAGAAGAACGUGAAACAAGGCUAAGAAAACUUGAAAAUGAAAAUCAUGAUCUGUUGGAUGAGAUUCAUGGUUUACGCAAAGGCAACACGGAAUUGGAAAGUCAAGUAGACACUUUAAGACAACGUUUACUAGAUCGACAAGACUCAACAGAACCUGUCAUCUCUUUAUCAACUGCACUUCCGCUAACAUCUUCAAGAAUGUAUCAGCCAAGUACUGGAAUAUCCACAGCUUCAAGUCAAGAAUUAGAAAAAUUGCGUAAACAGUAUACAGAAAUAAAGGCAUCCUAUAAACAAACACAAAAAUCACUUGAAGAAGCUCAGAUACAAUAUGACCAACUGCAAAUUCAGCGUAACAAUUUACAAGCACAACUUGAACAAGAAACGGAGAAACGACAAAAACUGGAAGAAAAACUUCGAAGUAAAGAAGAAGAUUUAAAAGUACAAGUCUCAGAUUUGCGCAGUUCAACUCAGUCUACUAAUUUAACAUUAAAAAUAGAUGAACUUCAGAAAGAAUUGGAGCGUAAAGAAGCACAGAUUAUAUGCUUAAAUAAACAAUUAGAUCGUCAGUAUGGAUCAUCAGUUACACCAGAUGUACAUCGAACAGAUACAACUAAUCAACAGUUAUUAAUUGCUGAUCUACAAGUUCGUCUACGUCAGGCAAUUGAAGAUCGAGAUAUUGCACGUGAACAGUUGACAACAAAUUUAGCCAGAGUUGAAACUUCUACACUAGAUAUGCAACAGCAGUAUAUGAUAGAUAAACAAAGCUUACAACAACAAAUUACAAAUCUUACACAAUCUGUACAAAACGCUACUAGUGAAUCAGAACGUUAUCAGAGAGAAUUUAAACAAGCCAGUUCACGAGUUCAACAACUUAGUCGUCAAUUACAAGAAACACAGUCUAACUGUGAUUCAAUUGCACGUCAACGGGAUAAUUUAAGAGAUCAAGUGGAUCAGUUAAAGCGAAGUAUGGGACGUACAACAUCAGCCACAGUAGGUAGUAUUUUUGGAAUGGGUAGUUCAACUGGUGGAAUGCGUCCUGCAUCAGCUGGUCCAGGAAGCUAUGAAAGUGUCCCACUAUAUGGAUCAACUGCAGGAACAACUCAUUUAUCUAGAGAAAUGGAUAGAUUACACAGGGAAUGUGAAACUUUACAAAACCAGUUUAAAAUAAGUCAAGAAUCAGAACAAGAAGCUCGUAAUCAAGUGGAAAAAUUACAAAGUGAAGUAAGUAAACUAACAAACGAUACUCAACAACUUCAAGAAAAACUGAAAGAAAUGGAAACACAAAAAGCUGAACGUGAUAAUGAAUUGACAAAAACUCAACGUGAACUUCAAACACAGACAGAUGAGGCAAAAGACAAACUGACGCAUACACAACAGUUAUUAAUUGAGAAGACAAAUCAGCUUGAAAACGCUGUGAAUCAGUUGAAUAAUGUUCGACAGUAUUGUUCAGAGCUUGAACAACGUGUAGGUGAAAUGUCACAACGAUUAAAUAUGGCUGAAUCACAUACUCAAUUACAAGCAGAUGAAUUGAAACGGUGUCAUCAACUUGAAGUAGAAUGCAAUCAGUUACAUAGUGAAAUGAAGUCUAAGGAGAGUGAAAUACAACACCUAAAACUUCAAUUAGAUCAACUAAAUAGAGAAUAUCAGAAUCAAGAAAGAAGAAUGGAACAAAUGACAAUUGAAUUAAGUACAGCCCAAGCAAAUUCAAGUCAAAUGAAACAAGAAAUACAAAAAUUCAAGGAACUCACGAAAGAGCUUGAAACACAAAUUACUUUGACAAGUCAAAAGGUAAAAGAACCAGAAAGGGAAACAUUAGAUGUUUUACGUGCUGAACUUAAGGAUGCUGAUACAAUUAAACAGAGACUGCAAGAGCAGUUAAAUGCGUUACAAGAAGAUCUUGGUAAUACACGUCAAGAGUUGGAUGAAAAAUCAAGAGCUUUAGAUAUGCUUGAAAAUACUCAUCUUCGAAAUCAGUCUGAAGAAAUUGCCAAUUUACAAAAGGAGUUAAGUAGUGCGCGUAUGCAAAUUGAAGAGCUCGGCGGCCCAAUUGAACUAGGUUCAAAGUCAAGAGGAUCGCCUUUGAAAGUGGAAAUUGACGCCUUAAAAAGAGAAAUAAGUAGACGUGAUGAUAUACUUAACCGUAUGGAAAAAGAAUGUCAAGAAAAGCACCUGCAUCGAAUUGAAGCUAUGCAAUCACAGCUGCGUCGUUUCGAAGAAGAAACUGCCAACAUGAAUCAAGUAUUAGAUGAACAAAGAGUUGGCUUGGAGGAAAGAGAUCGUGUUAUACGCCAAUUACGAUCUGAUCAAACUCAAGGAUCACUGAUUGAACUUGAGAAAUUGAAAGCUGAACACAGUGUUUGUAAAGAUAAAAUUGAACAGUUGAACAGACGUAUUACCACGUUGAAUAAACAAGUUGAAGAUCAAUCUGAUGAAAUUUUAGCAAUCAAAUUGGAGUCUCUUACUGCCUCCUUGUGUGAAAAAGAGGCGAAUAUUGCUUUAAUGGAAUUAACAGCGCCAAAGAAUGCAGCUUCUAAUCAAGCUCUUGAUAAAUUACGCACUGAACGUGAUCAAUUACAAAUACAACAAAAGCAGUUGAGUAAUACUCGUGCCAUGUUAAUGGAAGAGAAAAUGUCACAUCAUUGA
This is a messenger RNA of Heterobilharzia americana, 6852 nucleotides long. The record is from the annotation of a GenBank genome assembly. Lineage: Eukaryota; Metazoa; Platyhelminthes; Trematoda; Strigeidida; Schistosomatidae.